Physcomitrium patens is the source of this 1493-nucleotide messenger RNA. Its product is annotated as tetraketide alpha-pyrone reductase 2. NCBI's taxonomy places the organism in Eukaryota, Viridiplantae, Streptophyta, Bryopsida, Funariales, Funariaceae. The record is from RefSeq and is a predicted model, not a curated record. Gene Ontology annotation, molecular function: oxidoreductase activity, acting on the CH-OH group of donors, NAD or NADP as acceptor.
UCAUUGAAGCUUAGUUGCUGACUUGCACUGGUUAACGACUACUCCCCCCUCGUGGCUUCUUUGUCGAGCUCUGCUUGACCCACUGAACUAGAGGAGCUUCAAGGUUCAGCUUUCAAUUUGGAGGGCUUGAAUACUUGAAGGGAGAGAGAGAGAGAGAGAUAGUUCUGGUGGGUGGGAGGGAGGGGAGCAUGGAUUUGUCGAAGGGUGCGGAGGUGUGUGUCACGGGAGGCACUGGGUACAUUGCGUCGUGCUUAAUUCAAGCUCUACUUCAGCGAGGUUACAAAGUCCGCACCACAGCCAGAAACCCCGAUGAUAGGGCCAAGACUGGGUUCUUGUGGGAGUUGCCAGGUGCUACAGAGCGGCUUGAAAUCGUCGGGGCAGAGUUGCUGGAGGAGGGCACCUUCGAUGAGGCUGUUCAUGGAGUGCACACAGUGUUUCACACUGCGUGCCCUGUGGUAUAUGACCCCAACGGUGAUCCAGAGGUGUCAAUGCUGAAUCCUGCUCUGAAAGGAAACUUAAACGUUCUACGGGCUUGCACCAAGUCGCAUUCCAUACAGCGUGUGGUGAUGACCAGUUCCUGUUCAGCCAUCCGAUAUGACCACAAUCGGAGGCCAGAGGAUCCCCCUCUUUCUGAAUCGGUGUGGAGCAGUCCAGAGUAUUGUCGAGACCACAAGAUGUGGUAUGCGUUAGCGAAGACGCUGGCUGAGAAGGAAGCAUUUGAGUUCGCUGCAAGAGAGGGGCUUAAUUUGGUGGUUAUAUGUCCUUCCUUCGUUAUUGGUCCUUCUCUCACACCCAUUCCAACGAGCACCGUCUUCCUGAUCCUUGAUCUUCUGAGAGGCAUAAGUCAGACGCUUAAAAGAUGGAGCAGGAUUGGACGAACUGGGCUAAAUGUUGCAUGGAUGUGGAGGCAAUUAGCAGGAAGGGCACAAGAGUACCCAAAUAAAAGGAUCGGAUUUGUGCACAUUGAUGACGUUGUCACGGCGCAUGUGCUCGCAAUGGAGGUACCUGAAGCACAUGGUCGAUACAUAUGUUCAUCAGAUGUUGCACAUUUUGGGGACAUUAUGAGCAUGCUUAAAACCAAGUAUCCAAAACUGCAGACUCCUACCAGGUGCUCGGACAUGCCGCCGGGAGACGACAUUCACCACAAAAUGGACACCACAAAAAUCAAAAAACUUGGACUAACUGAAUUCAAAAGUAUAGAGCAGAUGUUUGAUGACAUGCUUAGGAGCCUUCACGAAAAACAUCUGGAAAGCUUGUAGAAACAGAAUCAGUGACAAAGUGGCAUCUAAGGAAGUAAAACAUUGGUCGCUUCUCCAUUUUAUUGGAGGCAACAAUUUUGCUAGUUAAUAGGUGUACAUCAAUUUCCAUGAAGUUACUAUCUCUUUGCCUAAAUAAAAGUGACGCCCUUGUUGUCUUCUUGUAUCAACUUGGUUUUAACUUGUGUUAACUUGGAAUUUACUUGAAAUAAAAUCUUUUUAAACCUUUUACCGUAA